AUGAUACAAUCCGAUAUUGCUAAACUAUCAACAAUACCAUGGGCUGCCGAGCUGAUCAACGACAAGCGCUGGACACCUACGUUGAGCUCCAAUCGGUUUACGAAGCCUACAGGCGAGGACUCGUUCUUCGCAGAAACGCUUGACACCGGACGGACGAUUCGAACAAUGCUGACACUGAGACCGACCGAAGAUCAGGAGGGAGAAUGGAUGUACAAAGAACUGUUGGUCAUCCUGGACUUGGGCGACGGUCUCAAUGGUUAUGCUCAAAUCCUCCAUGGAGGCUUCGCGACCACACUCUUAGACGAAACUUGUGGAGGCCUGAUUCAGCUGAACGUGUUCGAGAAAGUCAGAAGGUUCGGUUCUCAGCAUGCGAUGAAUUACCUCACAGCCUACCUGAACACAGUUUACAAGAAGCCAAUCCCAGUUCCCGGUCCUUUGCUGUGUACCGCAAAGAUAGAGCGGCAGGACGGCAGGAAGCUAUAUGUACGUGCGACGAUCGAGGACGGCGAAGGAACCAUAUACGCCACUGGAGAUUGCAUGUUCAUCAAGGCCAAGCCGAGUCUAUGA
Molecule: messenger RNA, 567 nt
Organism: Boeremia exigua
Lineage: Eukaryota; Fungi; Ascomycota; Dothideomycetes; Pleosporales; Didymellaceae
Product: HotDog domain-containing protein
Exons: 2
Coding region: 1-567 (188 amino acids)
Source: RefSeq, a predicted model, not a curated record